Messenger RNA from Henningerozyma blattae CBS 6284, 624 nucleotides. RefSeq names its product Atg29p (gene ATG29). NCBI's taxonomy places the organism in Eukaryota, Fungi, Ascomycota, Saccharomycetes, Saccharomycetales, Saccharomycetaceae. The transcript has a single exon. Gene Ontology annotation, biological process: autophagosome assembly. The record is from RefSeq and is a predicted model, not a curated record. Gene Ontology annotation, cellular component: phagophore assembly site. The coding region runs from base 1 to 624 and encodes 207 amino acids.
AUGAAUAACAAUAAUACCAUUGUAUACAUAAGAGUCAAGGGCAAAAGACCUCAAGGGUUUGUUGAUCCUCCUGCAAUCAUAUGGGACACUCAAAAGGAAGAUCAACUAUGGUCGAUCAUGUCAAAAUUGACUUCUCAAAAGGAGAAAGUGGAUUGGAGUGAACUAUCACAACAAUUAGAUGUACCUAUUGAUUUUUUAAAACAAAGAAGUUAUAAAUUAUAUUCAAAUCAUUUGAAGAUACUACAAGAAUAUAUGGCAUCUAAAAAUGAUCAGCAAGACACUCUUAUGAUGAGAUUAAAUUCAGAAGUAUCCUCUACUCAAGACGAUUCAGAAAUUUCGAAAAAAUUUACUCAACCUUACAUGGAUCCUAAAACUAUAAUGACUUUUAAUGAUGUUGGCCAAUUAAGAAAGGAUAAUUUAGAAACCUCUAAUACUAAGUUAGUUAAUAAUGAAAAAUCAGAUGAUACAAUAGAUGCCUUAAAGAGAUUACAAUCCUCUAAAAUUUUAAAUUAUAAGAAACCAACGAGUAACAAUGCUGAAUUAGGUGAAAAUGAUACUAUUUCAACAGUAAGUGUUAGUAAUUCAGCGUUAGAGGAAGCGUUAUUGGACCGGUUACACUUAUAA